AUGAGAACCCCAAAUUAUAUAAAUAAUAAUUAUUUUAAUAAUAAUAAUAAUAAUAAUAAUAAUAAUAAUAAUAAUAAUAAUAAUAAUAAUAAUAAUAAUAAUAAUAAUAAUAAUAAUAAUAAUAAUAAUCAAACAAAUUUAAAUGAAGAAAACAAUGAUCAAUACGAUAUGAUGAGAGAAAAUUUGAAAAUUAGAAAUAUUACAGUUAUAUUAAAAUUAUUAAUAACAAUGAAAGCUGGUAUCACAAGAAAUUCAUCUGAUACAACUGGUAUGACAAUGACUCCAUCUGAUCAAGUUCCAACACCUGGAGUAUCAAAGGAUGAUUUUAAUACUUUAAUAAUACGCCAUUUUCGUUUAUACAAUAAUUAUCCAUCUCCAUCACCAACUACUUCAUUUAACUCAACAAAUCCCCAAAACACACACCAAACGCGAAAAAGUAAUUAG
This is a messenger RNA of Dictyostelium discoideum AX4, 444 nucleotides long. RefSeq lists its product as hypothetical. The coding region runs from base 1 to 444 and encodes 147 amino acids. Lineage: Eukaryota; Evosea; Eumycetozoa; Dictyosteliales; Dictyosteliaceae. The transcript has a single exon. The record is from RefSeq and is a predicted model, not a curated record.